Eucalyptus grandis is the source of this 483-nucleotide messenger RNA. Its product is annotated as TMV resistance protein N-like. NCBI's taxonomy places the organism in Eukaryota, Viridiplantae, Streptophyta, Magnoliopsida, Myrtales, Myrtaceae. The transcript has a single exon. The record is from RefSeq and is a predicted model, not a curated record. Gene Ontology annotation, biological process: signal transduction. Bases 1 to 483 code for a protein of 160 amino acids.
AUGGCACCACCCAACAACACAUCGGGAAUGGAGUUUGAGGUGUUCCUGAGUUUUAGGGGACCGGAUACUCGGGACAACUUUACUAGUUGCCUCUAUUAUGACAUGGUCGAGAAAGGAAUCCGCGUCUUCAAAGACAACGAAGAGCUCCGAGUCGGUGAGCAGAUUGGUGGAAAACUUCUGCAAGCCCUUGAUGACACUCAAAUCUAUAUUCCCAUCUUCUCUAAGGGCUUCGCUUCCAGUGUAUGGUGCCUCCGUGAGGUUGCGCAUAUGGUAGAUUGCACUUCAAAGUCGAAUGGGAAGAAAGAGAUCCUCCCCCUGUUCUUUGAUGUGAAGCCGGAUGAUGUCAAGCUCAGAACUGAAUUGUACAGUAAUGCCUUGUCUGAGCAUGAGAAGAAGUAUGAACCCGAUGAGGUGAAGCGCUGGAAGGCUGCUCUUCGUGAGGUUGCAACUAGACUAGGUUGGAAGCGGGAUGGGAAAGAGUAA